Molecule: messenger RNA, 2460 nt
Organism: Prorocentrum cordatum
Lineage: Eukaryota; Dinophyceae; Prorocentrales; Prorocentraceae
Source: the annotation of a GenBank genome assembly
AUGACGAAGUACGAGGAGGAGGUGACCAACCUGUCGAAGGUGGACUUGGCCACGGGCUCUGGGAAGAAGGACAAGGACACUUUCAAGAGCCUCUUCCAGCAGUACAACCAGGCGACGCACCAGAAGUUCCGCCUCGCCGCCGCGCUGAUCAGCGUGAAUUGCUGGUGGGCUGCCAACAGGGUGCUGCUGCACCUCCGGGCCGUCUGCAAGCCCUGCCUCAACCACUACGUGCGGGAGGCGCUGUGCGACCUGCUGAAGUGGAUGAUAGCGCCGCUUCUGGUCUCCACGCAGAAGCGGCUGCCCCACCAGACCAAGGCGACCCUGGAGACCACGUACGGGGCCGAGCGGCGCUUCGGCCUCGGCCUGGAGGCCAGCGAGAAGGAGGGCGCCGGCGACGGGGGCGACGCCCCGGCGGCGCUGCGGCAGGUGAAGGACCUCGACCAGUUCAUCCCGCAGGCCAAGGUCGUGCUGGAGCACCUCGAGUAUCAGAGAGGGCUUUCGCCGCUCCGCUCGGACAUCCAGGGUACCCGCGUGGGCGGCCUCUCUCUCUCCUUUUGUGUGCAGGUGAUGGGCGCCUUCGUGAGGCACCGCGAGAAGGCGGAGAAGGCGGAGAAGCCAGAGAAGAAGGGGAAGGUCGUGCUGGAGAACGGGGCCCUCUCCGUGAUCUACACGCACCUUCUGCCCGCCGCCUCGCUCGCAGCGGUCUCCAUGUCGCCUUGCGGCCACACGGAGGGCCGCGACAGUCUCGGGCUGUUGGCUCCACUGGCACGCGAGACACAGUUGGACCUCGACAGCACCGACCUGGACCAAUCCGCACACCAGUUCGUGGAGGAGCAAGACGCCGAGAAGACCUUCGAGGCGAAGGCGCAGCAGGAUAACACCCUGACCAACGAGAAGGAUUCUGACAUCCAGGCGUUCCUCUUCAACUCCCACCGGGUGGCCCCACCGCCUUCGUGGCCGCCCGCGGCUCCGCAUCUCACCACGCAGUUCGACAUGGGAAUAGGCCAGAAGGAUUUGCGGCCGAAUUCGCUGGAGGUGAGCGGGAGUCCGGGUGUCGCUUUCCCGCAGGGUACACCUGCAGCGUUCCAAUCAAGUGCUGGCAAUCUUCAAGCUCAACUGCUUGCGCACGCCAAUGCCGUUAUGGGCACCUUCAAUCGCGCUGCUUCGACAUCGCUCGCCGCCUCCGUCGACCAGCUCCGAGAUUCCACCAACCGCAGGCUGGGCGCCACCGAGUUUGCCGUCGCAGUCCUUCGCCAACGUGCUAUCCACUCCGAGGGAGCUCCGAGAAAACUGCAGCUUCCGCUGCUGAGAUCCAACGUCAGCUCGUCGCCGCGGAAGCCCAGCUACCUGCGAUCGUUCCAGCGGAACCUCAUCUACAGCUGCUGGGACACCAUGUACGACGGCUUCCUGCUGAAGUUCGCGUACGAGAAGACGAAGGUCGCCACGAAGCAGAUCCUGAAGCGCGUCGUGGCGAACGCCGACCGCAAGGACCUGAUCGCGCACCAGGCCCACUUCCACAUCAGCAAGCUCUGCUCAUCGAACCCGAUCCCCGUCCUCGAGGUGAUGCUCAAGGACGUGGAGAUCGGCUUCAACGUCAACAUGCUCCAGCCGUAUGUGGAGUGCACGACGCGCUGCUCGGAGCUGACCGCGGACGUGAUGAGUUUCAUCUUCUCCAGAAGCUGCAACCGGCCGCUGACGGAAGCGAGGUUCGAGGUCCUGCGCAAUGUUUGGGGCGACUCCGCGAGGCCCUUCGUCGCCACGGCGUGCCCGGUGGUGGCCAUCCUGCGCGGGGUGGAGGCGGCGGAGGCCGUGCCCGUGGCGCGGGCGUUGGUGGCGGCGGGCGUGCGCAUCGUGGAGGACGUGCGGGCCGUCGCUGGUGCGGGCGGCACGCUGGUCGUGAGCCCCAACAUGGACGAGUCGGUGAUACGCGCAACGAAGGCCCUGGGCCUCGUCAGCGUGCCCGGCGUCGCGACGCCCACGGAGGCGCUGGCCGCGCUGCGCUACGGCGCGGACGCGCUGAAGGCCUUCCCUGGGGAGCAGCUGCCGCCGAGGAUCGUCAAGGCUUGGAGCGCCAUACUUCCCAAGGGCACAUGCGUGCUGCCCACCGGGGGCGUCAGCGCGGAGAACAUGGGCGAGUAUUGGGCCGCCGGUGCGAGGGGCUUUGGCGUGGGCACCAACCUCUUCAAGCCCGGGGACUCCGUGGACGAGGUUGCGGACGAAGCGUCAUACUUUCGUGGCAUCGCUCUCCGCCGCCCGCGAGGGCCCCCUCGCGGGCGGCGGCCCCCGCCGUCGAGGCGCCCGCCGCGAAGCGCCCCCGCCCGGCCGCGGAGGAGCCCGCCGAGGAGCCCGCCGAGGAGCCGAGGCCGGCCGCCUUCUGGCGCGCGCGCUGAGGGCAGCGCGCGCGCGCGUCGCCGCGCCGCUCGGGCGCGGCUGCGCCCGAGCGGGCGAGCCUCCUCCGGG